AUGAAAUCCUUUAUAUUCUUCUUGCUUCUUCUCAUCACAUUGUUUGCAAUCGUGCAUGCACAACGUGGUCCGUUCAACCCCGCGCCGAUUUAUACGCCCUAUUAUAGCGGCGUACCCGGCCCAUCACAACUAACUGGUAAUCAACCUCUACCUAAAGCUGCAAUAUCUGGUGUAGAACCCAGCAGUAGUAACCAACCAGCCAAUGGUCUGCCACAAACUCCAGCAGCCAGUAGCUUAACAACCAACGGCCCAACAUUCAGUCAAUCUGAUAGUUUGCCAGCAUCAACCCCAUCAGCUUCACCUACUACGCCUCUAUCUGCUACGCCUGCCCCACUUGUCACACCUACGCUUGCGACUUCACUUUAA
Paraglomus brasilianum is the source of this 366-nucleotide messenger RNA. NCBI's taxonomy places the organism in Eukaryota, Fungi, Glomeromycota, Glomeromycetes, Paraglomerales, Paraglomeraceae. The record is from the annotation of a GenBank genome assembly.